Hibiscus syriacus is the source of this 526-nucleotide messenger RNA. RefSeq names its product peptidyl-prolyl cis-trans isomerase 1-like. NCBI's taxonomy places the organism in Eukaryota, Viridiplantae, Streptophyta, Magnoliopsida, Malvales, Malvaceae. The record is from RefSeq and is a predicted model, not a curated record. Gene Ontology annotation, biological process: protein peptidyl-prolyl isomerization; protein folding. Gene Ontology annotation, cellular component: cytosol; plasma membrane. The transcript has a single exon. The coding region runs from base 9 to 524 and encodes 171 amino acids. Gene Ontology annotation, molecular function: peptidyl-prolyl cis-trans isomerase activity.
CUACAUCAAUGGCAAAUCCUAAGGUCUUCUUCGACAUGACGAUCGGCGGCCAAUCGGCUGGCAGGAUCGUGAUGGAGCUCUUCUCAGAUUGCACUCCCCUCACAGCGGAGAAUUUCCGUGCCCUUUGCACCGGCGAGAAAGGCGUCGGGCGUAGUGGAAAACCUCUCCACUACAAAGGCUCGACCUUCCACCGCGUAAUCCCCAACUUCAUGUGCCAAGGAGGCGAUUUCACCGCCGGAAAUGGCACCGGAGGCGAAUCCAUAUACGGAGCCAAGUUUGAAGACGAGAACUUCAUCAAGAAACACACCGGACCUGGGAUCCUCUCGAUGGCCAACGCGGGACCGGGAACGAACGGGUCUCAGUUCUUCAUUUGCACAACCAAGACGGAGUGGCUGGAUGGAAAGCACGUGGUGUUUGGACGAGUUGCUGAAGGCAUGGACGUGGUUCGUGCCAUCGAGAAGGUCGGGUCCAGCGGUGGAAGGACUUCCAAGCCUGUUGUUAUUGCUGAUUGUGGACAGCUUUAAAA